AUGUCUAUAAUUCCUUUGUCGACCAAUACUGGCUUGAUAGGCUGGGUACCAAACAGCGACACUCUGCAUAGCCUUAUUCGCGACUACCGCGAGAAAGCUGGUGUUGUGCUUAACCAAGAGCAUCGGGAAAUGCUCCGACUUGCGCCGGAUUUCGAUCGACUUAACAUAAUUCAAAAGACUGAAGUCUUUGAACAGGGUCUGCGCGAGUCAGAUGGUCGUGAUCUGGCCAGUAUUCUGCGUCUAAAAAGCCACAGCUCUGAGGCGUGGUUUGAAAGACGAACCACUUUUAUCCGCUCCAUGGCAACAAUGUCAAUGGUUGGCUAUAUUCUCGGACUUGGCGACAGGUACGAUUUAGAGCUUUAUCUAUAA
Molecule: messenger RNA, 369 nt
Organism: Protopolystoma xenopodis
Lineage: Eukaryota; Metazoa; Platyhelminthes; Monogenea; Polystomatidea; Polystomatidae
Source: the annotation of a GenBank genome assembly